CCCCUUCCAUAUUGAGAAAGUGAGGAUUUGGAGGGCUUUCUAUGAUUGCAAUAUAUACCUUCUUUGCACUCCAUCUUCUUGGGGCUCAAUCUGCUUCUCUGACUUCAACAGCUCCUCAUCGAUUGAAACUAAAUCCUGCAGCCAACAUGGCCACUGAAAAAAGACUGUCUGCAAGGCGUAAACAUACUCUGAAGAGCUGUAUGCUAGUUGUUGCAAACAAUUUACUGGAGGCAGAGUCUCAGGUGAAGGCCACAGAGAGAGAGAAGUUCCUGGCAGAGAAAUGUCCUCCCUUGGAUGUGCCAUACUCCAGGGAAGAGCUAAUGGAACUUUGCCAGAAACUCCAUCAGCAAAUCAACAUCAGUGAAGAGGAGAGAUACUGUACAGAGUUUAAACUGAACAUGGUCCUCAAUGAGGUUAGAGACCUAAACAUCAAGAUUGUGGAUCUCAGAGGAAAGUUCAAAAGACCCCGACUGAAGAAGGUGCGUAUGUCUGCUGAUGCCAUGCUGAAGGCUUUGCUGGGCUCUAAACACACCGUUAACAUGGACUUGAGGGCAAACCUGAAGCAAGUCAAGAAGGAGGUUAAAGAGGAGGACAAGCAGCUGCGUGAUGUGGGAGACUGGCGCAAGAACAUUGAAGACAAGUCUGACAGGAAGAAGAUGUUUGACAGUUAAAAUGAUCUAUCAAUGGCUCAUUAGAACAACUCAGAAUCAUUAUUUUGAGGUUGUGUUAAGAGGUCGUAAGUUUUCUUAGAGACUAAAUUUGUAACUUUUUAAAACAGACAAUAGCUGUAGACCUACUGCUGUCAGAGAGGGACCUCUGAUGUAUUAUAUUCUGGUAGAAUUUACCUUCGGUUCCUCUUGUUUUGGUCAAUUUCGGAAGGGUUGAAAUAGAGUUGAAACAUUGCAUUUAAAAGGAAUAACUACUUCUCACUGGAAGAUCUCUGAAAGGUAAAAAAA
Cyprinodon tularosa is the source of this 956-nucleotide messenger RNA. Its product is annotated as troponin I, fast skeletal muscle-like. The transcript has 7 exons. NCBI's taxonomy places the organism in Eukaryota, Metazoa, Chordata, Actinopteri, Cyprinodontiformes, Cyprinodontidae. Gene Ontology annotation, biological process: muscle contraction. The coding region runs from base 42 to 671 and encodes 209 amino acids. Gene Ontology annotation, cellular component: troponin complex. The record is from RefSeq and is a predicted model, not a curated record.